CGCGCCGCCUCUCUCGGGUUCACUCCCGCCCACUGCCCCCGCCCUGCUGGUCUUGGAGACAGGGGAGCACUGCCAAACAGCAACUCGCGCACAGGCCCGCUCUCGAGAUGGCUGCUGCGGCCGCCCUUCCCUCUGUUCAGGCGCUCCAGGCUGAAAUCGCCGCGCUGCGCGCCGACCUGGUCAGCGUGAGCGACCAGCUCGCAGCGGCACAGGCGGCCGCCGUGGAGGGCCUCGCCGCGCAGGAGUCGUCCCGUCGCCCGGUGGUGAUCUGCGUGGACCACGGCCUGUGCAACCGCCUUCGGGCUGUGCUGACGUACCGGCUGAUGGCGCAGAACGACGGCCGCGAGCUGGUCGUCGUGUGGAAGGCCGACGCAGAGUGCAACGGCCACUUUCUCGACUGCUUCCAGCCGCUGCCGGGCGUGCGGUUCGUGCGCGAGGCGCCGUCCUGGGCGCCGACGCCGGACCUGGUCAACAACGCGCACCCCGAGGUUGGCAUCGCAGACGAGAUUCAGGCGUACGAGUGCCUAGCGCCCACCGCCGCCAUCGCCGCGGCCGUGUCCGCGCGCGUGGGGCGGCUGUCGCCCUUUGUGGCGGUGCACGUGCGGCGGACGGACCUGCCGGGGUACAUGGGCGCCGCGUUCGCCGCCCGCGGCCAAACGAGCGACGCCGCCUUCGACGCCUUUCUCGGGCGGCACGCGGCGCACAACGUCCACGUCGCAACUUGCUGCGGUGCGACGCACCGCCGCUUCAGCUCCGUCUUCAGCCGGCGGGUGAGCGGCCUGCGGCCGCCCCAGUUUGCGGCUGGCUCGCUGCGGCAGACGGCGCUCUCCGACGCGGUGUGCGACCUCUUCACUUGUGCGGCGGCGGAGCACUUCCUGGGCUCGCACGGCUCCUCCUUUUCGGACGCGAUCGGACUGCUGCGCUCGCACAACCGGCGCGAGCGCGCGGCGAGGGCUGCGGGCGGCGCGGCGCUGAGGGCGGUGGAGAGCGCGGCGGCGAGCGCGGCAGAGAGCGCGGCAGAGAGCGCGGCAGAGAGCGGCGGCGGCGCCGCGCCUUGGGAAGCCUUUUACGUCAACCUCGACGCGCGCACCGACCGCCGCGAGCAGGUCGAGGCGACGCUGCGGCGAGGCGGGCUCGCAGCGACGCGUGUGUCUGCGCUGACGCCGGCCGACGAGGCGGUGCGGUCUGUGUCGCGGCGCAGUCCGGGCAGCGGCCUCGGCUUCCUCGCAAACGCGGCGUCGCACGAGUCCGUCUGGAGGCGCGUCGCCGCUCGGCCGCCGUCUGCACCCCUCUCGCUCGUGUUUGAGGACGACGUGCUGCUGCACCGUGAUUGGCAAGCGAUGCUGCGGCGCACGAUCGCCGCAGCCGAGGAGGCCGACGGAGAGGUCGACGUCGCCUUGCUCGACGGGCUCUUCAUCGUCGGCGAGGCGAGCGCGGAGUUGGGCUGGCUCGGACCGGCGGUGGAGGGGCCGCACCGCGCCGUCGGCGUCGCGAUGUCGUCGGCGUACGCGCUGUCAGCCGCGGCGGCGAGGUGGCUGCUGCAGCGGUACGCGGAGCGUCCUGGCUCGUCGACGGAGGCGUACCUGAUGCAGCUGCAGGAGGAGCGGCACCGCUGCUGGAUCCACACGCCGCGGCCCGCACUGCAGCGCUGGGACGAGGUCUCCUCCGUCAGCGCGAGCUCGCCCGCGUUGAUGCGGCGCUGGUACGAGGAGAACUACUUUGGGCGCUGGCCGAAGCGCUUGUAUGAGGAGCCGUGCGAGCCGCAGGGCGAUGCGGAAGACGCCUCGGCGUAGCAUUGACGGCGGCGCGUUGUCGUGGCUCCUCUGCUGCUCUCGGGGGCCGCUCCACCUGCACUGCGAUCGUCCUCAUACGGUACAACGUCCGACGACCAACGCCCCGCCAUGCCGCAUCGCUGGUGCGCGGCCGCACACAAGCGGAUAUAUUAAUUUCAAUUGGCGAGCGAGGAUCGUCGACUUUUGGCCGGGGGGCGCCAAGGGACAGCUCGUGGAUUAAAAGAGGAAGACAA
Molecule: messenger RNA, 2026 nt
Organism: Emiliania huxleyi CCMP1516
Lineage: Eukaryota; Haptophyta; Isochrysidales; Noelaerhabdaceae
Product: glycosyltransferase, family 25
Exons: 9
Coding region: 108-1793 (561 amino acids)
Source: RefSeq, a predicted model, not a curated record